GUCUGUGAUCAUAGCUGCGUUCAGAAAAUAGCAGCCAUGUUUGUUAAUUUGAAACCUAGAGAAAGACUUUUUAUGAUUAAGAUCACUUCUGUCAUCUUAUAGAUUGUAAAACCGGGAUCCAAAGGCAGUGUUGUCUGUUUAAUCGUUACGAGAUCUGAAGGGUGAUAUGAAUGUGAAUGGCAUUACUGCUGCAGAUGAGGGCAGUCAGUCUGGCCCCGACCCUCCUCCUUCCUCUUAUCAGCAUCAUCAGUCCAUCAUGGAAUAUGACUACUUGUGGAUACCAAACCAUUAUAAUUCUGACUUGGACUCUGGCUGUGGCACUGGCCAUGGAACAGCCCAAAAACAGCAGCAAUCCUCUCAUGCCUUUCAGGGACACUACCCAAUCAACAGGACCAUAGGGAAUUCUCAGCAAGCCCCAGUGACAAGAGACCAGCACUGGGGGAAGGGGUGUCCUGGCCAAGAGCAAGGGGAGUCAUCUGUGACAGUACCAUAUUCCCAUGGCAUGUAUGGUGUAUACCCAAACCAAGUGCUUAAUCAACAACAGCAGCAUUUUGGCAUGGUGCCAAAUGGAGCACCCUGUUAUCAAUCACAGCAUACACUUCUUUCUUCAGAACAAUCGGAACCCCUGACACCACUGAUGCCUACUGCACAGAUGUUUACCACCCUACGAGGGAGUUUGCAACAUCAUCACAUGGGCCAUGGCAGUACUGAUAGUUCCAUGCCAGUGCAGGCAUUAAUGAGGUCACCAAAUGCAAAGCAUGAUAAUUGUUCCCCCCAGAGGAAGCAGAGUCCAGGGAGAGGCACUGUGGACCAUUCUGCUGGGAUUCAAGUCUGUAGAAAUGAUUCCAAACAAGAAGUGGAUCAAGAUUACAGUGAUAGUAAGAAAAUAUCUGCCACUCAACAGCUGUUCCCAAUAGACAGUUUACCUGUGAAGGCCUCAGGAACUUCCCUGCUCCCUACCAAUGAGCAUAAUUUGCAAGCCCGGCAGUCGGUUGACAAUGAAACUACUUUCAAGGAAUUGAGUGAAAAUCCUGUCAGUGCCACUUCACUGUCAGUGGCAACAACAUUUCAUCAGACCAUUUCUGAGCCUACUCUGGUAGCACUUCGACCUUUGUCAGUACAGCCUUCAGUAUCGGCAAAGCCUGGAAUAAGUACACCAUCAGCAUUGAGUACCACACCUCAAUUACUUUCCACACCUUCAUUAAAAGUCCAACCACUAAGUUCUCCUAUGUCUCCAUCUAUUGUUACACUGCCUGCAACAAUUUCAACUUUAAUAUCUGAUAGUUCUCAAAUGAGUCAAGGCAUCAAAGCAUCUCCGAGCCAGUCUCUGGCAUCACAUUUCAAAACCUCUGCAGUUCAACAUAUAGCCCUUUCACCUGUAGUAGACAGUCCAGAUUCUAAGGGUCUACAGGUUACUCAGUCACCUUUAUCUCAAAGUACAUAUCUUCCUGUACUCCCCAGGCCUUCUUACUCUUUGGCACCUAUGCAAAGGGCUUUGAUAACCCCUCCUAAUUUCCCAAGCCCUCAAACAAAUCUCUUGACUGAUACAGCUAUUGAUAAUUCUAUUCCUCAUACAUUCCCUACAUCUGUUGCUGUUGCCUCUUCUUUUCCUUUUAGUGCUUCUGUUUCUUCCCAAAAGCUUUUAUCUGCUCAGACAUUAUCUGAGUCACCCCUUAUAGCUAAUACAAAUGCUGUAUUAUCUACUUGUCAGGAAACAGAUCAUGCAGCUUUUCAUGAUUCGGAGCAGCAAAAUUCUGAUAUGACAUGUUGUCCAUUAAAAACCAAGAAUAUAUCUGAAUUAAGCUGGACUUACCAUAAAGUCAAUGUCACAGGUUCAGUGUGUAAAUCGGAGGGCCACUCCAGUAAAGUUCCUGAUAAAAUCCCAGAGUCAUCUUUGAGUAUCCCCUAUACAGAAGAACCAGAUAAGAAUAUUUUACCUGUUGUUAAAAAGGAUGUAUGUACCAGCAAGGACCAAUCCACUUCUGGAAAAAAUGCCCUAAAUGAUAUAAGGGAAACAGAGACUAAUAAUUGUAUAUCUUUGGCUGGGAUAGUUUAUUUUAAUAGGUCUGAAGCAGUGGAUUGUUGUGUGCACAACCAGGAUGAAAGUUCCUUAAUGUUAGAAGAUAGGUCCAUCAUCAACAAAUUGGGAGAUAUGUUGCCAGAAAAUGACCAGACAGAUGGCACUGCUUGUAAAACCGAUGCAGUGGAUCUGACCACUAAGAACUCCAAUGACAUGACAUCUCUGAAGGAUAAUUCUCAGAUUCAUAAUUCCUUAGAUGACUCCCCACAGGCUGACAUCUCACAGCAUUCAUCUUUAAAUGACUUCUCUGGAAAGUGUAAUAAAGGUUUAUUAAAAGACAUUAAGAAAAAGAGAAUAAAGUCAUCAUCAAAAGCUCCCAAAGAUGAAAAAGUGAAGGGGAAAAAGAAAAAAGAAGAGCAAUUACUGACAUCAAAGAAGAGCAAAUCUGAGGUGCCUGCUUCUGCCAGCUGUCUUCAUGAUGGAGCUUCAUCACUUCUGCUUAAAGGAGGUUUUAUAACUGACUUACAAUUGACCCAUAAUGUUACCUACCCUGUUUUAAAAUCUGAAAAUAUAAGGAAAUCCAAAACAAAAGAAACGGCUGGAAAGUGUUCAAAGCCAUCUAAAAUCAAAGUUGUUUUGGCUGAAAAAGCAAAGGAAGGCAACGAUGACAGCAACUUGAUAACAGAAGAUACCCCAAGGCGAAGAAUUGCUACAGAAGAGCAAGUCAUCUUCCCUCUUUUUCAUGGGUGGAGGAGAGAGAUUCGUGUGCGGAAGCUUGACAACAGACUAAAAGGAGAAACAUGGUAUUAUACUCCUUGUGGGAAAAGAAUUAAACAGUUUCCUGAGGUCAUUAAGUAUCUGAAGAGGCAUGAAGAAAAUCUGAAGGGAGUAACAAGGGAGCACUUCAGUUUUAGCCCACGUAUGCCUGUGGGGGACUUCUAUGAGGAGCGAGACACACCUGAGGGAAAGAAAUGGUUCCUCCUGGCCAAUGAAGAGGUCCCAUCCAUGAUUAUGGCAAUUACCGGCAGACGUGGUCGCCCUCCAAACCCUGACAAGGAAUCUAAGCCUCAGUGUAGAUCCAUUCAGCCCAAGGGGGGUCCACGAAGGCGUCCGGGCAGACCUCCCAAAUUAAAAGUGUUUGAUUUGCUGAGCAAAAUAGAUGCCAGGCUGCUGAAGAGACUGGAGGCAAAGGAAUUGCUCACAGAGGAGGAUAAAGUCAAACUGUCCAAGAUCAAGAAGAAAAUGAAGAAAAAGGCAAGAAUGAAAAGGAUGGAAGAUGCUAACAACAGGAAGAUCAGGCAGGAGAAACUAAAAGCCAAGUUGCAGAAUGCCAGAGAACCAAUGCAAGAGGGCCAAGCUCCGUCUUUAGACACAGACAUCAACCAGUCUGUCAGUGAUCAACUAAAGAAGCCAGGCUGCAGAAGGAAGGUUUCUGUAGAGCGGAAUCUUGAGAAGGUCUGUCCUUUGAAAAGGAUAGCAGGAGCCCGUAGCAAAGCUAAAGCUCUGGCUAAGGCCCAGGCUGAAGCAGAAGCUCAAGCUCAAGCAUCACUGGCAGCUAAGAGGCAGGCAGAGAGAAGGGCUCAGGCCAAGAGACGCUUGGAGGAGAGGAAGAGGCAGCAAAAAAUCUUGGAGGAGCUGAAAAAGCCCACUGAGGACAUGUGCCUCACUGACCACAUGCCUCUUCCAGAAUUGUCUCGCAUUCCAGGACUGGUGCUGUCAGGUUUCACGUUUUCCUGCUGCAUAACAGUUGUAGAGUUCCUGCACAGCUAUGGGAAGGUGUUGGGUCUUCAGGUGCCUAAGGAUAUUCCAAGUCUGGCCACUUUGCAGGAGGGUCUACUGGGACUAGGCAAAAGCCAGAGUAAACUUCUUGACCUGUUAAUAAAUUUGGUAACUGCUGUGCUGCAUGAUCCUGGUUUGCCAUCAUACUACCAGUCAGUGAAGAUCCUAGGGGAAAAGCUGGUGGACCUGGAACUGUCUCACAACACAGUGUCCGAGGUGCUCCGGGUCUUUCUGGAAUCUCAUGGCUUUGAGAGGAAUAUAUGUAAUAGUCUCCGCACUAAAAGCUUCCCAACCCUGAGCCCUGAAGUUAAGGCAUCUAUCCUGGCCUUCCUGGUAGAAGAGCUCAAUGCCAGCAACACGGUCAUUAAUGAAAUUGACAACACCCUGGAGAACAUGACCACCUAUAAGAAGAACAAAUGGAUUACAGAGGGCAAAGUGCGCAAAAUGAAAGCUGCUCUAGCACGUAAAACUGGCCGCUCAGAGGAUGAGCUGUGUUUAGAGGAGCGGAGACGUAGUACCCGUGUUUGUGUGGCUGAAGAUGAGACUCUCCCAAACAGCAGCUUCCUGGAGAAUGGCAGCUCUCGCCAGCGUAAAGAUGAGUUGAAAAUUUAUGAGGCUGAAAGUUUAAACAGUGCAAGUGUUCCUGAGCUGGAGCGACAGAUUGAUAAGCUAACCAAGCGGCAGGAUUUUUUUCGUAAGAAGCUGCUCAUAUCAUCACAUUGCAUGCGGGCAAUGUCGCUGGGACAGGACCGGUACCAGCGGAGGUACUGGCUGCUGCCAAAUAUCGGUGGUGUGCUGGUAGAAGGGCCAGAAGAGAUCUUAGCCUUAGGAGACACUUUCAUGAAGGAUGAACCUAAGCCUUCUGUUGAGAAAGAGUUUAAGUUUCCUGUGAAGGUGGAUAACAGAGUGGAUCCACAGCUAUCUCCAAUGCUCAGUGCUACCAAUACACACCAACCUUUUUGCCCUCACCCUUCCAAUAUCCCCUCCAUUUCAUCUGCUGCAGUUGUAGAGCCUCUUCCAGGUGAGGCUUCUCUUAUGUGCACCCCACGAGGGUGGGGCCGACCUCGCAAAAUCAGACCAGAAGUCGAGCUCCAUUUACGCACAGUCAAGAAUCGCCGCCACCGCUACAACAAAUCAGGGGCUGAGAACAGCAAGGGUGCCAGCCAACCAGAAGACUUUAUGAAGGAACCCGAAGAUAAAAGACAAAUGUUGCCUAAGGAGUCAUGCAAAGAAGAAUCACUAUAUCCAUGUGCAUCUAUGUUUAUGAAUUCUUCUAAAGAGACUCCCCUUCCUCAUGGUACUAGUCCUCACUUUAAACCAGUCACACUGCCAAAGGUCAGUGCUACUCAGACUCCCAGACCUGGCAGGAGGUGCAGGAAGGGCAGUGGUACUGGGUACAGGAACACUGAGGCAGUUGCAGUAAAACGCAGGGGCAGACCUCCCUCCUCUCACUUUCAGGAAAUGGAGCAAAAUUACUUUAAGCAGCUAGUGGUCAGGCCCAUUCCACAGGAGAUGGUGAAAGGUUGGUGGUGGAUUCGAAAGCCUGAGGAACUCACAGCAAUUUUGACUGCUCUCCAUCCCCGUGGAAUCAGAGAAAGGGUCCUACUAAAGAACCUUACCAAACACAUGGAGUUUCUGACAGAGUGCUGUACACAACCUAUGGCAGAUCCAGUCUUUCAUCUAAAGGUGGAGGAUGACAGACAUUUUCUUGAGGCAGUGAAGCACCCAUGGGUAGAACAGAAUCAUGCCAUGCAAACUGACCUUAGCAUCCUUCAAAUGGUGGAGGACCUGGAGCACAGGGUGUUGGGAGCUGAUCUGCAGCUUAAGGAUUUCACUGCUCCAGAGCCUGACUCUACUCGGGAAGAUCUGCAAUAUUAUGAACAUGAAGUGGACCCCAGAGAAGACUGGAUGUUGAGGAGCAAAAAAGAGUGGUGGGACCUCUUGCGUGUACUCACAAACCCCCUGGAUCUGGCUGUGAUGCGUCUCACCAACCUGGAGAGGCAUAUUGAGCGGCGCUAUCUCAAGGGGCCACUGUGGAAUCUUUCUGAGGUGAUGCGGUUAGCUCCUCUUACAUCUCCACCUGGAGGAGAGGAGAUUACCAUGGACACCUUCAGCCUGGAGAAUGAGAUCACCCCCAGGUUGAGGAUUUGGAGGCAAGCCCUGGGCCGCUGCCGAAGUGCAUCACAGCUCUCAUUGUGUCUACUGCAACUGGAAAGAGCCAUUUCCUGGGAGAAAUCGAUCAUAAAAGUGACGUGCCAGGUGUGCCAUAAGGGUGAUAAUGAUGCAUGUCUACUGCUAUGUGAUGGCUGUGACCAUGGAUGGCACAUGUUCUGCCUAAGGCCAAAGGUUACUCAGGUGCCAGAAGGUGACUGGUUCUGUCCCACCUGCCAUUCCUUGGAAUCUGGUACAGAUUCUCAGACAAACCGAUCAGCCCGACAGAGAGCAAAGGCACAAAAACGGCGCCCUGCUCAUGGAGUUGAAAAUUCAAAUGAGGAGCAGCGACAUAGGAAGAGCAUGACAACACUGCAAAAAUACGUCUCCACCCCCUCCAGUGGGUCAAGCUACCCCCUCCCCAAACGCAAACGCAUGGCUACACGAAACCAACCUGACCUCACAUACUGCGAAAUUAUUUUGAUGGAGAUGGAGGCCCAUACUGAUGCUUGGCCCUUUCUAGAGCCAGUUAACCCAAGACUUGUGCCUGGAUACCGCCGCAUCAUUAAAAACCCUAUGGAUUUCCUAACAAUGCGGGAAAGGCUUUUAAAGGGAGGCUAUAGUACGUGUGAGGAAUUUGCUGCAGAUGCUCAGCUGGUCUUUAACAACUGUGAGCUCUUUAAUGAAGACACAUCAGAGGUGGGCAUGGCCGGACACUCCAUGAGGCACUUUUUUGAGAGCCGCUGGGCAGAAUUCUAUUCAAAGUGUGAAAACAGAGCCAACUUGCUAACUUGCCAAUAGGCUGCUUUUGGGGAAAUAAUAUUUCAACAUAUGCCCAGUCCCACUCACUCCUCCAAGAAAACUUUUUUUUUUUUAGCAAAUCUGUAGUCAUUUUGUGCCCUCCUGUUAUUUUAUAUAUUGUUGCUUGAGGGGCAUAGCAGAAAAAUAUUGUUUUUAAUUUCAGGUAUUUUAGAGUGAAAGAAAACAUAGGAACUGGUGCUCACUAUAGCACACUGCAGGUAUACAGUAUAUUAAAUCAUGCUGUAAAAAUACAAAGAAAAUGAUUUGUGUAUUUAAAAUUUUCACAAACUGUACUGGGCUGUGCCAUUGUCAAAAAAAUUGUCUAAUCAUACACCACUUCACCGUAUACACUUAUACCUCACCUGUUCAUUUUUGUAUUUUUUAAAAUGAUGAAAUACUUUUGUUUGAAA
This is a messenger RNA of Tachysurus vachellii, 7161 nucleotides long. It is a transcript of the gene baz2a, whose product is annotated as bromodomain adjacent to zinc finger domain, 2A. The record is from RefSeq and is a predicted model, not a curated record. Gene Ontology annotation, molecular function: protein binding; DNA binding. NCBI's taxonomy places the organism in Eukaryota, Metazoa, Chordata, Actinopteri, Siluriformes, Bagridae. Bases 167 to 6751 code for a protein of 2194 amino acids. The transcript has 28 exons. Gene Ontology annotation, cellular component: rDNA heterochromatin.